This is a messenger RNA of Acanthoscelides obtectus, 1847 nucleotides long. The record is from the annotation of a GenBank genome assembly. Lineage: Eukaryota; Metazoa; Arthropoda; Insecta; Coleoptera; Chrysomelidae.
GGCUGCCUGAUGGUAACCCUGUUCAAAUUUGUUCAAACAAUUUUUUUCUCCGGACGAGGUUUCUUUAUGCUUUUUUGUGUCGAUCUGAACAAGCCUUAGCAUUGCUUUAUCCUAAAUUGGGUUUUGAAUGAGGUAUGAGCUGUUAAUAUUUUGAUAACUAGAUGCUUCCAUGUUAGGACCUUACCAUAACCUUGCGAAAUCCCGCUAAUAGUAAAAUCAGAGGAGACUGUAGGAGUUCCCACAAAGGAAGACCCUACCGGUCUUUCACUAACAUACCUUAUGCAGAGCCUCCUCUAGGGAAAAGAAGAUUACAGAAACCUGAACCUGUACGUCCAUGGGAAGGCAUCUUCAACGCUACUAAGAAGAAUAGAGUAUGCCCUCAAGAUCCACUUCUACAGGGCCAUUAUAUUUUUGGUACUGAGGAUUGCUUGGUUCUUAACGUAUACACUCCCAUGGCGAAGAAGGAACCGCACAAAAAGCUACCAGUUUUAUUUUGGAUCCAUGGAGGUGGUUUUCAGUUCGGAUCUGGAACACAUAUGUUACUAGGAAUAGGAUUUUUGGAACUAUAUGACCCUGGACUUUUUAUAGACGAAAACUGUAGCGACCAUGAAUUAUCGACUAGGAGCUUUAGGUUUUCUAACAACGGAAGACGAAGUAAUACCACCCAACCUGGGACUUAGAGACCAAAACUUAGCAUUAAAAUGGGUUAUAGACAACAUUGACUUAUUUGGUGGUGAUCCUAAUAAUAUUGUUCUCAUGGGUGAAAGUGCUGGAUCUGCUUCUGUGGGUUACCAUCUGCUGUCGAAAGAACGAGAAAUAACGUCAGUAAAAGGUGGUAUCAUGAUCAGUGGCACAUGCAUAGCUCCAUGGGCUAUAAUUGAAGAUGGCAGGAAAAAAGCAUUCGAUGUUGGAAGAAGAUUGGGAAAAGAUUAUUCUUUUAACAAUGGUUCAGUCCAAUUGCUGAAACAUUUUCAAAGUUUAUCGGUUGAUAAGUUUUUGAAAGCAGCUGGGAUGCACUAUAUUCCUAUAAAGUCGGAUGAAGGGAGUCUUACAGGAGACUGGGCGCCGGUUAUGACAAAAGAUUUCGUUCCAGCAGAGCCAAUGACUGAUGCCAUAGACAGCGGGCGCUUCCAUAGAGUCCCACUUCUGUUUGGUUUUAACGACGAGGAAUGUCUUUCGCCAAUAUAUUUGAAGUUCUUACUGCAAAUCAAGCGUAAGGCCAAAGUGUGGGAUCGAUAUCCCUCGAAUAUGAUACAGAAUACUUUCAAUGUGGAUGACCGAUCCCAAACCGGUGAAGAUAUUAAGCAGUUAUAUACUAAUAAAAGUUUUUCGAAGGAUUUACCAGCAUUAAUCAGAUUUUGCACGGAUGAUCAGUUCACACUGCCUGUGGGAAGACAUGCAGAAAGUGCUUCAAAACAUGGCGUACCUGUCUACAUGUACAUUCUUGGCUAUAGAUAUAUACCACAUUUUAUACCAGGUAUUGAAGGAACUGCUCACGGUGAAGACCUGUUCCUCUACUGGGACUCCUUUAUAACUAAAGCGAGCAAACUGAUUUUCAACGACUAUAGACCUGUAUCGAAAAAGAUGGUGAGGUUGUUGAGCAAUUUUGUGAAAUACAAGAAACCACUUGUUGGACGAGAUAAGCUCUUCGAAAAUUUAAAGUGGCCAAAAUUCGAAAGCAAACGUCUGCAGUAUAUGUGGAUAGACGAGGAGUCAGCAUUACUUUCUGACCCAAGAAAUUACUCAACAAAAAGGGUAGUAUGGGACAGACAUGCAAGAGAGCCAUUGACUAUUUAUUGAAGCCUGAUUAAUCGUUGGUGGAAUGUAAAAUAAAAGCAAUUGAAACU